AUGUCGUUAUUAGACAACAAGGAGGCCUUGGACCAGCUACAGACCGAGGCCCGAAACCCGGUGGCGCACCGGAUUGACUUUCUCGAUACAUUAGGGCUAUGUGAAGCCUUCAACCGCGAAGAAGAAUGCGUGUCAAAAGCUAUUGCGUGCUGUCUGCCUGAGAUAAGUUCAUUGAUAGAUGAUCUUGUUCCGCGACUCCAAGCCGGUGGUAGGCUCAUCUACGUUGGAGCCGGCAAUAGUGGCCGGGUAGGUUUCAUGGACUGCAGUGAACUACCAGUAACAUUUUCAGCGGACCCAAAACAGUUUUUGACCGUCGUUGCAGGGGGUGCAAAUGCGAUUAUACAUGCCCAGGAGGGUGCCGAAGAUUCACAAGUUGAUGGUGUUACUCAAUUGCAGGCUCUUCAAUUGACAUUGAAAGACACAGUCAUAGGAAUUUCUGCAUCAGGAAGGACGCCAUUUGUUGUUGGUGCGCUUAAAGUAGCCAUAGAAAGCAAUUGCCUCACUGCUGCUAUUACCAAUACCCGACCAUCCAAACUCGAUUCGCUAAGCCCGACAUACAGCAUAUGUGCGCUGACAGGCCCGGAGUUUCUAGCUGGAAGCACGAGACUCAAAGCUGGGAGCGCCGCUAAGCAAAUUCUCAACAUGAUUAGCACGUGCUCCAUGAUAAAACUAAAUAAAACCUAUAAAGGUCUUAUGAUUGAUGUUCGAGUCAAGAAUCACAAACUCAAGGCUCGUGGGAGAAGAAUUGUGCGCCAAGUGUGUGACGGGGCUCCAAUGUAUACUAUAAAUCAACAUGGGACCAUUUCACUAGAGGCCACGCAUAUUCCAGAAACAGAGUCUGGAGAUUAUAUACUCGAUUGUCAUAUUGAGCAGUGUGAAGGAAGCAUUAAACUAGCUUGUGCUGUGGCCAUUUCUGGUUUGGUGCCAGAUGUCGCAAAGCAGAGUUUGAAGUCAGUGAACGGCAACUUCCAAAACUUUGUGGAAAAUUUGGGCCGUCAACCAUCUGAAUCUUUAGCGGCUCCCAAAAUGAGUGAAUAUUUUCUUUGCGUGGAUGGAGGUGGCACCAAAUGCUCGGUGUCUAUAGCGACGAGAUCCGGCCUGGUAGGUAGAGGCACGGCAGGUGCUUGCAACUUCAAUUGCGUCAAACUGGACGACAUUAUGAGACAAAUCACAUUGGCAUUCAAUGAAGCAAUAUCACAUCUUCCAGCCGUGGAACAAGAUGGCUUCAGGCGCAUGCCCAAAUUAGCCCGGGUCUGGGUCGGAAUGGCAGGUAUAUACCACACUAGCCACAGUGAUCUCGAACCGCUCAUCCAAAAAUUGGAAGAAUUGUUCAAUAUUUCCUACCAGAGCGAGGCACUUAAGCUAACAAGCGACGACAUACUUCUAAGCUCAGCAAUUUCCAGUGAGGACUCGAUUGAAAGUGGUAUUUCAGUCAUCGCUGGAACGGGAUCCGUGGCCACAGCAUUCAGAAAAGGAGAAAACGGGGAAAUAAUUCAACUGGGCCGCACUGGUGGCUGGGGUUAUAUUCUGGGUGAUUAUGGAAGUGCAUUUGAUAUUGGUAAAAAAGCACUUCAAACUACAUUGGCAAGUGUAGAGCAUAAGCAAUUUGACGAGACUCGCACUCUUACCGAACUGGAAGCGCGGAUACUGGCCAAGCUCGACUGUAAAGCAGACGAUGUGCUUUCCAGACUGUUCGACCCAGCAAGUCCACAGAAACAGAAACAUAGAAUCAGCGGUCUCGCAAAAGAUGUCACAGCUCUAGGGUUCAGAGAAGUAAACCCCGACGCGCAGUCACUGAUUAUCUUGCAAUCUAGCGCCAGAUCCCUGGUCCAAAUGGUCCAGCCUCUGGCAGCGAAGCAUUUAUGUAAUCCCAAGACGAGCGCACUUGUUUUAUCUGGAGCUUUGAUGAACGUCCCGGGUUAUCAGAACCUAUUUCUAGCAGAGUGGGCAAAAGUUGGUAUGACCUCAUUUAAGAAAGUAGUAGUCGUCAAAGAUGCAUCUAACUAUGCAGCACAAGUACUUGCAAGGCAGAAACAUUGA
Messenger RNA from Talaromyces amestolkiae, 2040 nucleotides. RefSeq lists its product as uncharacterized. The transcript has a single exon. Bases 1 to 2040 code for a protein of 679 amino acids. Gene Ontology annotation, biological process: amino sugar catabolic process; peptidoglycan turnover. NCBI's taxonomy places the organism in Eukaryota, Fungi, Ascomycota, Eurotiomycetes, Eurotiales, Trichocomaceae. The record is from RefSeq and is a predicted model, not a curated record. Gene Ontology annotation, molecular function: carbon-oxygen lyase activity; ether hydrolase activity; carbohydrate derivative binding.